GCAGGGGAGCGGGGCACCGCAACUUGGGCAGGAUGAGCGCGGAGAAGCAGGACGUGCUGCUGGACCUGGAGGGCGAGGAGGAGGAGGAGGAUGAUGACAAUGAUGACGGGGAGAUCGUCUUGGAACUGAGCCAGGUGAUUAUUCCUACUUACGGAACUGUGCCGGACCAGCAAAACCUUCAUACUCCUGAAUGGGUGGAUUUUGAGGAUAAGCCUGACUCCUUGUUCUUCAAAGAUGGGCAGAGAAGAAUUGACUUUGUUUUGGUGUAUGAAGAUGAAGGUAAAAAAAUGACUCAUAAGAGGAGUGAUCGUAAAAAGCAAAAGAGGAAGAGACAAGUGUAUGAAUCAAACCUGAUAAACAAUGGCUUGCAACUAGAAGCGACGAGGUCGGUUUUGGAUGAGAAGCUGAUUUUUGUGAAAGUGCAUGCCCCUUGGGAAGUGCUGUGCACGUACGCCGAGGUUAUGCACAUCAAAUUGCCUCUGCAACACAAUGACCUGAAAACCCGAGACUCAGCUUUCAACUGGUUCAGUAGACUCUUCAGGGUGGAUGAAAAUAUCAUCAAACCUGAGCAAGAGUUUUUCACUGCCCCUUUUCAAAAGGAACAUUUGUCCAACUUCUAUAUCCAAGACAAAGACACAUUUUUCAAUCCUGCAACUAGAAGCCGAAUUGUUCAUUUUAUCCUGUCCCGUGUGGAAUAUGCAACAAAAAAUAAUGUGAAAAAGUUUGGCAUUAACAAAUUACUGGACACUGGAAUCUACAAAGCAGCAUUUCCCCUUCAUGAUUCAAGUUUUAGGCACCUGUCAAUGGAUCCCAACUGCCCGAGUGAACGGUAUCUCCUCUACAGAGAAUGGGCUCAUCCUAAAAACAUUUUCAAACUGCAACCCCUGGAUUUCAUCAGGAAAUACUAUGGAGAGAAAAUUGGCAUCUACUUUGCAUGGCUGGGCUUUUACACCAAUAUGCUGACUGUGGCUGCAGUUGUAGGAGUUGGCUGUUUCCUGUAUGGAUGCCUGACAAAGGACAACUGCACAUGGAGCCAAGAAGUAUGUGACCCCAACAUAGGAGGUAAUAUCAUAAUGUGCCCCCAGUGUGAUAAAGUAUGUACCUACUGGAACCUCACCAUCACGUGUGAAUCAUCCAAGAAACUCUGUAUAUUUGAUAGCUUUGGAACACUGGUGUUUGCAGUAUUUAUGGGAAUAUGGGUUACUUUUUUCUUGGAGUUCUGGAAGCGACGGCAGGCUGAACUGGAGUAUGAGUGGGACACAGUUGAGUACUUAGAGCAAGAAGAGCAAGUUCGCCCAGAAUACGAGGCUCGCUGCACUCACGUAGUGAUGAAUGAAAUCACACAGCAAGAAGAAUACGUGCCAUACACUGCAUGUGGGAAGUGCGUACGGAUGACUUUCUGUACAAGCGCCAUCUUCUUCUGGAUCCUUUUGAUUAUUGCUUCAGUUGUUGGAAUCAUUGUCUACAGGCUCUCAGUUUUCCUGGUGUUCUCUGCAAAGUUGUCACAGCACAUCAGUGGAACGGAGGCGAUCCGCAAGUACCUGACUCCGCAGACAGCCACGUCAGUAACUGCUUCACUCAUCAGCUUCGUUGUCAUUAUGAUUCUCAACAUCAUCUAUGAAAAAGUGGCAAUCCUGAUCACUGACUUCGAACUUCCGAGGACACAGACUGAUUAUGAAAACAGUCUGACCACAAAGAUGUUCUUGUUCCAGUUUGUCAACUACUAUUCUUCAUGCUUCUACAUAGCCUUCUUUAAGGGUAAAUUUGUGGGUCACCCUGGAAGUCCAGUUUAUUGGCUAGGAAAGUAUCGCAAUGAAGAGUGUGAUCCAGGUGGAUGUCUCCUCGAGCUCACAACCCAGCUUGCCAUCAUAGUAGGAGGGAAAGCUAUCUGGAACAACAUCCAAGAAGUGCUUCUUCCUUUGGUCAAGAAUCUAAUUGGAAGAUACUCUGCAGCUGCUAGAUCAGAAAAAGUUGUUCCACGUUGGGAACACGACUACCACCUCCAACCCAUUGGAAAACUUGGGCUAUUUUAUGAGUAUCUUGAAAUGGUUAUACAGUUUGGCUUUGUGACCCUGUUUGUGGCCUCGUUCCCCCUGGCUCCUCUCCUGGCUCUUAUUAACAACAUGUUGGAGAUCCGGCUGGAUGCGUGGAAGCUGACAACCCAGUUCAGGCGCAUGGUUCCCCAGAAGGCACAAGACAUUGGUGCCUGGCAGCCCAUCCUGCAGGGCAUAGCCAUUUUGGCCGUGGUCACCAAUGCUAUGAUCAUUGCUUUUACAUCUGACAUGAUUCCUCGUCUGGUUUAUUACUGGUCCUUUUCGGUCCCUCCUUACGGGAGUUACAGCAGUCACACUAUGAAGGGCUAUAUAAACAGCACACUUUCUGUCUUCAAUAUAUCAGACUUCAAGAAUGCAAGCAAGCCUUUUUCCCCUCAGUUUGGGAACUAUACCACAUGCAGAUACCGGGAUCUCCGCUACCCCCCUGGCCACCAGCACCAGUAUGAGCACAACAUUUACUACUGGCAUGUCAUUGCAGCCAAGCUGGCUUUCAUCAUCGUCAUGGAGCAUGUCAUAUACUUUGUGAAGUUUAUUAUUUCAUAUAUAAUUCCGGAUGUAUCACAAAAGACCAAGAGCAAGGUCAAACGAGAGAAGUACCUCACACAGAAACUAUUACAUGAGAAUAAUCUCAAAGGUGUGACAAAAAACAUGGGCAAAAUAGCCGACAAAAUCAUCAAAGGAGCAGACAGCACUUUCCGACCUAAAGAUGAAUAAGUACUUUUUCAUGUGGUAUAACAGUAUUGGACAACUAAUACCUAUUCAGAUAUUACCAAUAGCUAUCAAGCACUUUGGAUUUACUAAACAUGGUUUCUUGCAACUCUUACAUUCUCAUUUUCCAGCUUCCCUCGGACAAAUGCAACCAUUGCAUCGCAGAUAAGAGUUAUAAUUUUUUUAU
Molecule: messenger RNA, 2949 nt
Organism: Ficedula albicollis (Collared flycatcher)
Lineage: Eukaryota; Metazoa; Chordata; Aves; Passeriformes; Muscicapidae
Gene: ANO6
Product: anoctamin 6
Exons: 20
Coding region: 33-2768 (911 amino acids)
Biological process (GO): chloride transmembrane transport; calcium activated phosphatidylserine scrambling; calcium activated phosphatidylcholine scrambling
Cellular component (GO): plasma membrane
Molecular function (GO): chloride channel activity; protein dimerization activity
Source: RefSeq, a predicted model, not a curated record